Messenger RNA from Contarinia nasturtii (swede midge), 1111 nucleotides. RefSeq names its product phospholipid scramblase 1-like. Gene Ontology annotation, biological process: plasma membrane phospholipid scrambling. The record is from RefSeq and is a predicted model, not a curated record. Gene Ontology annotation, molecular function: phospholipid scramblase activity. Gene Ontology annotation, cellular component: plasma membrane. The transcript is spliced from 8 exons. Lineage: Eukaryota; Metazoa; Arthropoda; Insecta; Diptera; Cecidomyiidae. Bases 169 to 999 code for a protein of 276 amino acids.
CCUCACAAGGUCGUCGAUGAUGUAAUUUCGAGCAUUCCUUGUCACUAACAAAGUGAAAUCAAUUUUAUGUGAGAUAUUGAAUGAACAGCAUUAUUAUUCUGAAAGUGAAAUCCGUUGGAAUUUUAUUCCGUAUACCACAAUUUUGGACGUGUAGAUUCUCAAAAUUCAAUGGCAGAGCAAGUAACAUUUUCAAAAGGUGUUCCAUCAUCUGAUAAUGACGGAUCUGUUCGCGUAGCAGAACCACAACCAAUAAGAACUCAGCCAAACCCGGUUGGCAAUUACGAUGCAUCGUCUCCAUCAGCACCACUUGUCAACAAUUCACAUGGGUUGGGUAGUUUGGGAUAUUUACUGGAAGCCAACCAACUAGUGGUUCGGGAACAAGCCAAUUUUCAAAUCGGCAAUAGCUUUCACAUAAAGAAUAGCCGCGGUGAAUCUAUUUACUAUGCCAGGGAGGAGGAUGACUGUUGUGCACAGUGUUGUGUGGAAGCGUCGAAACGGCCAUUUGAAAUGCAAAUAUUUGACCACAAUCAGCAAGAAGUGAUUCAUGUUUCUCGUCCAUAUAGCUGUGGGUAUUCUUCUGAAUCGGUUGAUGUAAUGUCACCGAGUGGCCAAGUCUAUGGACGCAUUGUGCAACAAUUUACAUUCGUCUAUCCACAUUUUAAAGUAAAAGACCAUCUAAAUCAGACAGUGCUGUACAUCGAAGGUCCAGGCAUCACAAUAGGAAAUGCUUCUUUCAAGGUAUAUGCGAUGAACGGCACUCAAGUUGGUAAAAUCUCAAAGAGGUGGUCUGGAUUGGCCCAAGAAUUUUUUACAGGUAUUUGCAAUGAACGCAAUCAAGUCAUUAAAAUAUCAAAUACAAAUGGUCUGGACUAUCCCGCCCUUUUUUUUACAGAUGCUGACCAUUUUGGUAUCAGUUUCCCCGUUGAUUUGGACGUUCGAAUGAAGGCCACAUUGCUCGGAGCUGUGCUACUCAUUAACUCGAUGUACUACGACCGUUGACACUACUUUUUCGCUGAAAUACCUAAAUAAUAAAUACACUGUUGGUCUCUUUGAAUAUUUUAUUGUUGGAUAAAAAUAGAAAAAGAUAAGCUCAUAAACAGUGACACUCUUA